AUGCUAUUUCCAGAAACGGAGUACAGAAAGAUGCCAGCCUUAUAUGAGAUGGAUGACUAUGAUCUUUGCAUGACAGAAGGCGAUGAGGGUACAUAUUGCUUGGUCGAUUUCGACCUCUUCUCCAGACAGAGAUCGGCACUGAUGAAUUUUAUACAGCAAUACUCAGCCCACACAAAAAAGCACUUCAAUCACACACAAAUACACAGGGCCGUGUGUGUUACGACGACCUGCAAAAAUUACCUACCCACAAAUAAAACAGUGGACCUAAACGCGAGCCUUGAGGCAUGCAUCAAUGAAACAAUAUGGCAGUCUUACCACAUAGAAGCUAAAUUUAGUAAUAUACAGUAUUGUAAUAAGAAGGGUGAAAAGAAAGAGGUUACAAAGGGCGAUAUAUUAGUUGUUGGAGUUUUCGGGAUAAUAAUCGUGUUAAAUAUGGUCGGCACUUUCUAUGAUAUUAUCGUCUCUAAAUCGGAAAAUAAAGCAGGGAAUCGAUUCCUUCUAGCACUUUCAUUGAAAAAGAAUUGGGAUAGAAUGGUUGCCCCAUCCGGUAAGGGCCCGGAUUCUAGAUUAGAGAGACUGAGAGUGAUCAACGGGUUGAGGUCAAUGACCAUGGUGUGUGUUAUAUUCUCGCAUACCGUACUCACGAUGGCAUUUUCAUAUGUUGAGAACCCUCUAUACUUGGAAAAGGCAUAUGAUGACCCUCUGAAGCAUAUUCUAUACAAUGGUACUCUAGUUACGUGCACAUUCUUUGUCAUGUCUUCCUUCCUUCUGGUGUUCAAUUUCCUGAUUUAUACUGAAAAUCAUCAAGUUAGCCUGUGGGACUUUCCGAAAGGAGUGGUCUUGCGAUGGUUGAGGUUAACACCAUCAUAUGCUCUCAUGAUAGCCUUGAUAGCGACCCUGAUCCGUCACUUCGGCAACGGGCCUCUAUGGAAGAUGGUCGUGGAAAGCGAGUCGAUAGCCUGCCAGAAGAAAUGGUGGACCAAUAUUUUAUACAUCAAUAACUACACGUUUGAUGACGUCAAUUGCAUGCCGCAGUCUUGGUACCUAGCCGCUGACACUCAGCUGUUCACCCUAACACUGCUGAUACUCCUGGUUGCAAGAACACCUCGCGCCAGAAACAUCGCAGUCAUCUUGAUGUUUAUCGUAUCAUUAGUUGUGUUAGCCGGCAUCACAUAUUUUAAUGAUCUAGAUGCCACGAUUAUACAAAGCCCUGAAACCUACCGAAGGCUCUAUGCGGAGAAUUAUACUUUCCGGUUGAGUUACAUUCCUGGCCACGCAAAUAUAUCUGCGUAUGUCUUCGGUUUUAUCGCUGCAAUACUAGUGUAUCGCUGGCAUGAUGAGAAAAAGGAUAUAAGUAAAUAUAGAAAAUACCUAUGGGCAUAUUGGUUGCUGUGCCCAGCUGGUGUAGCAGUCAUCCUGUCUGGUGGACUCUUCUACAUAGACGGCGUGGAUCCCUCACUUCUAUUCAGGACUCUUUAUGCCACGUUUCACAAAGUCAUCUUCCAAUUUUUACUUACGAUCUUCAUGGUUGGAUGCAUCUUUAAACUUGACAACGUAUACCGCCCCAUAGUUGAAUGGCGAGGCUUCUCUUGGAUGAGUCGAGUGUCUUACAGCGCUUUCUUGGUCCACACAGUUUUCCAAAGAUGCUUACUUGGUAUCCAAAUGCGACCUAUGUACUUGGCUGACUACUACGCGUCUGUAUUGCUACAUUCGUCGAUAUUCAGCUCCUACCUCGUGGGGGCAUCUCUGUAUUUGUUCGUCGAAGCCCCCGUGGCUGCUUUAAUGAAAGCAAUACUAUCGCCCCCUAAACCGGAAACAGCAGAGGAAAAUAAAUAA
Leptosia nina is the source of this 1836-nucleotide messenger RNA. Lineage: Eukaryota; Metazoa; Arthropoda; Insecta; Lepidoptera; Pieridae. The record is from the annotation of a GenBank genome assembly.